AUGAUGCGCUCCAUUGUUACACGUAAUGCGCGUUCUUUGUUCCGUACGCAGGCACGGUUUGCUUCAACCAAGCCUUGCACGACCUACACCUCCAUAACUCAUCCAGAAGAUGAAGCGUCAAUCCCAGAAUCUGUAAAAGCGCACCUGGCUGAGCUUGACAAGAGCAUUGUCAAUACUUAUGCUCGCCCUCCUUUCAUCCUCCAACGUGGAAAGGGCUCCUGGGUAUGGGACACCACAGGUCGCAAGUACUUGGAUUUCAGUGCAGGAAUCGCUGUCAACGCACUUGGCCAUGGAGAUGCUGAGCUCGCCAAGGUAGCAGGGGAACAAGCAGCCAUACUACUUCACACAUCCAACGCCUUUCACCACGAGUGGGCCGGCAAUCUUGCUUCGCUCAUCGUCGGCCUCACCAAACGCGAUGGUGGGCUUGGAUUCGAAGCGGGCUCCGAGGGCGUAGCUGGCGGUGCCAAAGUUUUCUUUUCUAAUUCGGGUACCGAGGCCAACGAAGGAGCGCUCAAGUUUGCGCGAAAGGUGGGGAAGGAGCGAUGGGCUCAGCAGACUGGCAAGAAGUGGGAAGAAUCGACCAAGACUCGGAUCGCUUGUUUCGCAAAUGCGUUUCACGGACGAUCGAUGGGCGCGUUGAGCGCUACUACCAAUCCCAAAUAUCAAGCGCCGUUUGCGCCUCUUGUGCCUGGCUUCGACGUGGGACAGUACAAUGAUGUUGCAGGAAUCGAUAGCUUGGUCGGUCAAGACACGUGUGCCGUCCUUGUCGAGCCUGUUCAAGGAGAAGGCGGGGUUCACGGUGCCAGUCAGGAGUUCCUGCGCGCUCUUCGCAAGAGGUGUGAUGAGUGCGGGUUGUACCGCUCAGGCAAGCUCUGGGCUCAUGCGGCCUUCCCAAUCGACUGUCACCCCGACGUUGUCACGAUGGCGAAGCCGCUUGCCAACGGCUUCCCAGUCGGAGCCAUCCUUGUACGAGAUAACAUUGCACAAGCCAUGACAGUCGGAUCGCACGGAACUACCUUUGGCGGAUCUCCUAUCGCAACUCGCUUGGGCCAUCACGUUUUAUCUCGUCUUUCUCAGCCAGAAUUUAUCACGCAUGUCAAGACUGUCGCUCAACAGCUUGAUGCGCGCUUGGCUGCGCUCCCUGAGAUGUUCCCUUCGAUUAUCGCUGGCCCAGCUCGUGGUCGUGGCCUCUUGCGGGGUGUCCCGUUCAAGAACCCGGAUGAUCCAGCCAAGUUGGUUAAACUUGCUCGCGAACGCGGGGUCUUGCUGCUCACUGCUGGAAAAGAUGCCGUUCGACUGGUACCCAGCUUGAAUAUCGGCUCCGAAGAGGUCGAUCAUGCGGUAGAUGUUAUCGAAAGUUGUCUUCAUGUGCUUCAACAGAACUAG
Molecule: messenger RNA, 1386 nt
Organism: Rhizoctonia solani
Lineage: Eukaryota; Fungi; Basidiomycota; Agaricomycetes; Cantharellales; Ceratobasidiaceae
Product: aminotransferase class-III protein
Exons: 4
Coding region: 1-1386 (461 amino acids)
Cellular component (GO): mitochondrial matrix
Molecular function (GO): transaminase activity; identical protein binding; pyridoxal phosphate binding
Source: RefSeq, a predicted model, not a curated record